CAGUAGUAAAAAAUGCUGAAAAAGUGACGAAAAAUCAAGAAAAAAAUGAUCUACUGACUGAUUCUUGUUUGGUUUAAAUUAAUUUUGAUUCAAUCAUAGCUAAUCAUAAUUGUUGUUCGUGACGACUAUGUGAAUAUCCACCCGCCAUAUCUGAGCUAUUCGUGCACGCCGAUCGCGUGUUCCGCAAGGCUUUCGUGUUUCCUCAGACGCGUUAUUUAUUAAAAAUGAAGAUAAAUGAGAAGAAUUUAUCCGCUUUCGCGUCGUCUGCGACUCCGGUGGACCGCGACGGCUGGCUGGACAUGCGGGGCGAGAUCGGCAAGAGCUACCAGAAGCGCUGGUUCACGCUCAAAGGGAACCUGCUGUUUUACUUCGACAAAAAGGGCGACAAGGAACCUAUAGGGGUCAUUAUACUGGAAGGGUGCACUAUUGAAUUAACAGAAGAAGAGGCGUACAGCUUCAAAAUAGUGUUCCAGUGCGAGGGCGGGCGAACCUACUACCUGUGCACCAACUCGCAGGCCUCCAUGGAGACGUGGAUGAAGGCGCUGGCCUGCGCCAGCUACGACUACAUGAAGCUGAUGGUCGCCGAGCUGCAGCGACAGCUGGAUGAGGCUCAAGCGGAGGCAGCGGCAGAAGCGGCCGCUCUGGUGACCAUCACGCCGCCGGAGGAGGAACCUAAAGCACCUCCUAGAGGGCAGCGCUACAACCCCUUUAAUAGAGGCCUGGAGACCGAGGGCAAGGCCGUGCCGGGCAGCCGACAUCACAAAGAGAACCUUCGGCCCGAUGUGCCCCGUAAGAAAGUGCCGUUCCGCGACAUCCACACGUCCUACGGCCGCCGCAUACUGGCCGACCGGAACGAGUGGCGAGCCAAGAUAAUGAAGACCAAAACUGAGUCCGACAAGCCUCUAAUACAGCUGUAGAGUAAGUUGACUGUGCGACGGGGCGGCCGCAGUGAGUGUGCGAGCGCGACAGCAAUAUAAUUACGCGCGCGCGAGCGAUAAGGAUGGGUAGCCUGGAGUCAUUGGCGAAAUUAUAUGUGUUCGGCGACCGAACUUUAGUUUAUUUUGUUUAGUACAUAUCAGAUUGAUUUUGGAAUUAGGUCGCAUGUGUAGCGGUCGAUUUAAUCCAUAAGAUAGGAAAUCAGGAUCACCAUUUUUGUGUUCAAAUAAAUCCUGACAAAAUAGGUUAUUAUCAUAAUAUACAUAAUAUUCUAUAGUCAUAUACAUUUUGUGAAAUAAAAAUCAUAAGUUCAUUUUAAAAGUGUUUGUUAUAAUUAAGUUUUAUUAAUUACAUUGGGCGCGUUUGGCCGAAAAUAGAAUUUGUAAUAAAUUGUAAGCAAAGUGGUGAUUACUAUAGCAACUGCCGAAAACUUUAGCCUAUUUUUGGCGAGGACACGUUUGCUAACUUCAAUAGUGACGUUUUUCAUACAUUUUUUUAGCAUUGAUAGCACUUACCGCUUAGUGAUCGCCAUUUUUCUUAUAAUCGCUUACAAUUCUAUUUUCGGCCAAACGCACGCAUUGAUUAUCGUUUUUCUAUUUUAAAACUUAUUGCUUUUUGUAUUCAACAACUUGCCUUAACAAUGUUUACGCUUAGUAAUUUGUAAAUAAAACGAGAAUAUUGUAUUAAGUAGUUUAUUGUAAAAAUCUUUGUUACAUAAACAAACAGUUUAACGUCAACUGAUACAAAGGGAGAGCCGACACUAGUGAACAGAGUGCUUAGUGCGAGUUUGAGACUCUCGUGUUGAAGUAAACGAGAGGCGCUAUCUGGUGGUGAGUGAAAGAAACACUCUUUCUAAACAGUUUUUUCUCAAAAGUGUAACGUUUUUAUAUCCAUCUCGCUCCCACUAGGCACCCUGCGCCUGCGCGCGAUGCGACCCACAGUUUUGGUAUACAUGUUCAAACGCAACUAGACAACAUUGAGCAAUACGAUACAUAACUAUACAUGCCCCUAGCUCACGGCGCGACGCGAGUGACACUCUAUACACAACAAAGUGAGUUAAUACAAAACUUGUGGAAGACAGAGUCGAAUGCCCAGCUAGAAAUAUGGUAACGAGAUAACACGAUGACACAAGGAAUAGGUACCGGUGAUAAACAC
This is a messenger RNA of Ostrinia furnacalis (Asian corn borer), 2091 nucleotides long. It is a transcript of the gene IPIP, whose product is annotated as Inositol phosphatase interacting protein. Gene Ontology annotation, biological process: endosome organization; retrograde transport, endosome to Golgi; receptor recycling. The record is from RefSeq and is a predicted model, not a curated record. Lineage: Eukaryota; Metazoa; Arthropoda; Insecta; Lepidoptera; Crambidae. The transcript is spliced from 5 exons. The coding region runs from base 225 to 917 and encodes 230 amino acids. Gene Ontology annotation, cellular component: early endosome; trans-Golgi network; recycling endosome.